This is a messenger RNA of Carica papaya (papaya), 1040 nucleotides long. It is a transcript of the gene GT72B1, whose product is annotated as UDP-Glycosyltransferase superfamily protein. Gene Ontology annotation, molecular function: UDP-glycosyltransferase activity. Lineage: Eukaryota; Viridiplantae; Streptophyta; Magnoliopsida; Brassicales; Caricaceae. The record is from RefSeq and is a predicted model, not a curated record.
AGCCGUCAUCCCCAUCUCCUUCCUCUCAAACACCAAACCUGCGGAAAACCAGCUCAGCCCCCUGUAAAAUCAACUAUGGCACAAACACAAAACCAACCAAAAACGCCCCACAUAGCAAUUGUACCGAGUCCUGGAAUGGGUCACCUGAUCCCUCUCGUUGAGUUCGCUAAGCGACUCGUUUCUUGCCACCCCGAGUUUUCCAUCACCUUCGUCAUCCCCACCUCUGGCGCUCCCGCAAAGGCCCAGGAAUCUACCCUCGAAUCUCUCCCUAGCUCAAUGGACUACACUUUUCUCCCUCCAGUUGAUCUCAGCGACAUCCCUGAAGAUACAAAAAUCGAGAGCAUAAUCUGCCUCACUAUGGCUCGCUCAGUUCCCGCUCUACGCGACUCCUUCAAGUCGAUGAUUGCAACCAAGUCGGUGGUGGCCGUGGUCGUUGAUCUCUUUGGAGCGGACGUGUUCGACGCAGCCAAAGAUUUCAACAUCUCGCCGUACAUUUUCUUCCCAUCUACGGCUAUGGUUUUGUCCUUGUUCCUACACAUGCCAAAGCUGGAUGAGAUGGUGUCGUGCGAGUACAGAGAAUUGACUGAACCGGUAAAGAUUCCCGGGUGCAUACCGAUCCAUGGGAAGUACUUGCUUGACCCUGUUCAAGACCGAAAGAACGAUGCUUACAAGUGGGUUCUUCACCAGAUGAAGAAGUACUCAUUAGCGGAAGGAAUAUUCCUGAAUUCGUUCAUGGAAUUAGAAGAAGGAGCUAUAAAGUCACUGGUAGAAGAACAACCCGGAAAACCACGGGUAUACCCGAUUGGUCCUCUAGUGAAUAAAGGGGGAAAGGUAGAGGAAACAGAAUGCAUGAAGUGGUUGGAUGAGCAGCCACAUGGGUCGGUUCUAUUUGUUUCAUUCGGUAGUGGCGGGACCCUCUCGUACGAGCAAAUUCAAGAACUGGCGUUAGGACUGGAAAAUGAGCGAGCAGCGGUUUUUAUGGGUGGUAAGAAGCCCAAAUAACGUCUCUAAUUCUACAUUUUUCAGCAUAGAAAGUCAAA